UCCUCCGCGGGUGGGGCGGCCGGGUCCCCGCGCGCCCGGCCCGAUGGCGAGCUGGCGGGACUGCCUGCCCCGCCUGGUGGUCGCCAUCCGCUCCCUGCUCUUCUGGUGCCUGGUGUACAGCUACUGCGGGCUCUGCGCCUCCGUCUACCUGCUCAAACUUUUGUGGAGCCUGGGCAGGGGACCCGCGCAGACCUUCCGGCGCGCCGCCCGCGAGCAGCCCCCCGCCUGCUUGAACGACCCCUCGCUGGGGACCCACUGCUACGUGCGGAUCAAGGAUUCUGGGUUAAGAUUUCACUAUGUUGCUGCUGGGGAAAGAGGCAAACCACUUAUGCUGCUGCUUCAUGGAUUUCCAGAAUUCUGGUAUUCUUGGCGUCACCAACUAAGGGAAUUUAAAAGUGAAUAUCGAGUUGUAGCACUGGAUUUGAGAGGCUAUGGAGAAACAGAUGCUCCCACUCAUCGAGAGAGUUAUAAACUGGACUGUUUAAUAACAGACAUAAAGGAUAUUUUAGAUUCUUUAGGCUAUAGCAAAUGUGUUCUAAUUGGCCAUGACUGGGGGGGCAUGAUUGCUUGGCUGAUUGCCAUCUGUUACCCAGAAAUGAUAAUGAAGCUCAUUGUUAUUAACUUCCCUCAUCCAAAUGUAUUUACAGAAUAUAUUUUACGACACCCUGCUCAGCUGUUCAAAUCCAGCUAUUAUUACUUCUUCCAAAUACCCUGGUUCCCAGAAUUUAUGCUCUCAAUAAAUGACUUCAAGGCUUUGAAACAUCUGUUUACCAGUCAUAACACUGGCAUUGGAAGAAAAGGAUGCCGAUUGACCACAGAAGAUCUUGAAGCUUAUAUUUAUGUCUUUUCUCAGCCUGGAGCAUUAAGUGGCCCAAUUAAUCAUUACCGAAAUAUCUUCAGCUGCCUGCCGCUCAAGCAUCAUAUGGUGACCACUCCAACCCUUCUUCUAUGGGGAGAGAAAGACGCAUUUAUGGAGGUUGAGAUGGCUGAAGUCACAAAAGUUUUUGUUAAGAACUAUUUCAGGCUAACCAUUUUGUCAGAAACCAGUCACUGGCUUCAACAAGAACAACCUGACAUAGUAAACAAAUUGAUAUGGACAUUUUUAAAAGAAGAAACAAGAAAAAGAAAUUGAUUUUUCUAUAUCAUCUAUGAGGGGUCAGAUGUUAGUCUGUAAGUCCACAGCUGCCUCUAAGAGUCCUAAGUAUGUUCUAAGCAGCCAGACUACAUGAGUAUGGGCCCGGAGUGUGCUGUGGGGACCACCAGCAGCCCAAGGUUCCCCGUGGAGGAGGGAGAAUGGAGAGUGGUUUCACGGCUCAAGAGUCCUCCAGAUCCUCCAGACACCGCCGCAUCUCAUCCCUAUAUCCACCUGCCGUGGCCAACCCCUUCAUUCAGCAGACGCAUCUGACUACAUGGCAUUGGCUGUCCCUUAUCCUUGUUGGGACUGUACUGGUGCCACUGCGCGUGUCCUUUAUUGGCCUUGUCUUCAUCUUCCUUUGGCCACUGCUGACCUUUUCCACGCUGGGUCUCUCAACUCAUAACAUCAAGGCUACUAAGAACUGGCGAGGGAAGCUGGCCCAGCCAGCACUCCAGUUGCUGUUCCAGCUGACCUAUUUUCUGGCAGGAUUCCUCGUGAAAGUUAGAGGAGAAAGGGCUACUCGGGAAGAGGCUCGCAUCUUCGUGAUAGCACCUCACUCUUCUUUCUUUGAUGCCAUUGCCUGUGUGAAGGCUGGGCUGCCCUCGGUGGUCUCAGCCAGCCAGAACAUGCGCAUCCCUCUGGUUGGAAAGAUCCUGAUGUUCUUGCAGCCCGUGCUUGUGACCCGAGAUGACCCCAAUUCCAGAAAGAAUACCCGCAGUGAAAUCCUAAAGCGAGUGUCCCCUGACAGCAAGUGGCCACAGAUCCUAAUUUUCCCGGAAGGUGUGUGUACCAACCGCACCAGCCUGAUCACAUUCAAACUCGGGGCCUUCACCCCAGGAGUUCCCGUGCAACCAGUACUGCUCAGGUACCCCAACACACUAGACACGGUAACUUGGACAUGGCAAGGGUUUACAGCCUUACAGAGCUGUGUAUUGACCUUAAGUCGUCUCUUCACCAGGAUGGAGAUAGAAUUCAUGCCUGUUUAUGUACCUAAUGACCUAGAGAGAAAAGAUCCUAUCCUUUUUGCCAAUUCGGUGAGAAUCAGUAUGGCAAAUGCUCUGGGACUGCCAGUGACAGAACAUUCCUACGAAGACUGUAAACUGAUGAUUUCUGCAGGUCAGCUCCAACUCCCCAUGGCAGCUGGCUUGGUGGAAUUUACCAAGAUUAGCCGUAAAUUGAAAUUGGAUUUGGACGAUAUUAGUCAGCAUUUGGAUGAAUAUGCUACCAUUGCGAUGGCCUCAAAUGGAGGGAAGAUAGAAAUUGAAGAGUUUGCAAACUACCUGAAACUCCCAGUUUCAGAAACCUUGGGACAACUUUUUGCCAUGUUUGACAGGAAUAAUGAUGGAUACAUGGACUUCAGAGAGUAUGUGAUUGGUCUAACUGUCCUGUGCAAUCCUUACAAUACUGAAAAGAUUCUGAAAAUGUCAUUUAUGCUUUUUGAUAUUGAUAAGGAUGGUUUUAUAACAGAACAGGAGUUAGGUUCUAUACUUCAGGCAGCUUUUAGAGUGCCAAAUCUUGAUGUUUCUAGCCUUUUUAAGGAAAUGGCUGGGCAGAACUCACAGCACUUAUCAUACAGCAUAUUUAAACAAUUUGUUCAGAAAAACCCAGUGUAUGCCAAGUUAUUUAGUUUAUAUUUAGACCUGCAGACAGUCUAUGUAUAAUCUUUACCACUACAAAAGGAAUAAUUGCUAUAUUCAAAUAUUUGAAAGUUAGUUCUACAAAUGAUGAAAGCUCCUUCCAAGUAGAAUCAAUGAGGGAAAGCACAUUAAUUUUCACUCAAAUGACCUGGGAAUUUGAUUAUAACAUAUUUUUUGUGCUUUAUUAUUGCUUGUUCUGCAUUACUAAGAAUAGUCCUUUUAUUCUGACUAAAUACCAAUGAGAACUGAAGCCUCCAAUUGCAUUUGUGUACCUCCUUCACUACCCAUAGACUUCCAACACUUUUACUUAUAACAAUAAUGGUGACAUUGGGUUCCUAUCACUUCAUGUUAAGAUGCAGAUUAAAUUAACCUUUAAUUCUAUAAGUCAGUCAUAUGCCAAGACAGAGAACAACAACCUAUGUAGAUGUGGAAGUAUCUGCAAACUAAUAAAUAUGACUUGCUGACCCAA
Suncus etruscus (white-toothed pygmy shrew) is the source of this 3241-nucleotide messenger RNA. RefSeq names its product epoxide hydrolase 4 (gene EPHX4). The transcript has 8 exons. Gene Ontology annotation, molecular function: hydrolase activity. Lineage: Eukaryota; Metazoa; Chordata; Mammalia; Eulipotyphla; Soricidae. The coding region runs from base 44 to 1132 and encodes 362 amino acids. The record is from RefSeq and is a predicted model, not a curated record.